Molecule: messenger RNA, 717 nt
Organism: Apiotrichum porosum
Lineage: Eukaryota; Fungi; Basidiomycota; Tremellomycetes; Trichosporonales; Trichosporonaceae
Exons: 3
Coding region: 1-717 (238 amino acids)
Source: RefSeq, a predicted model, not a curated record
AUGUCCAAGACCACAGCCCAACACGACGAGGCCGACAUUAUCGUCCUACCUCAUCAACAACCCGGUCCGCCACAGCCGGGAGUCUGGACGCCGUGGACGGUGCACGAUGGCGAGUUCUACCCUUCUUUCUAUGCCCUCUGCACGAACGUGUACUGCACCUGCAAACAUCACGUUCAUGACACCAAGCUGUUCAUGGUGGCGGAACACGCGCCAGGCGGAGACGCCGUCGGGCAGCGGUACCGCGCGCUCGCAAACCAGCCCACCAUGUGUAACCGCGUCGGCGGUAUCUUUCGCCCUGACGCAGUCCGCUCGGUGCCCGGUGGACCCUGCUUUGUUCGCAUCGCGGACGGGCAGGUAACGAACCCGGACGGCACCACCGUCGCCUCGGACCAGGAGGAGAGGGACGCGCAGGAGAUCAGGAAUGUGGUUCGGAUCAGCGCCCAGAACGACGAGAGGGAGAGCAACAAGGACGUCAUCGCGGCCCCGCAUGUCAUGAGUCACGAGCAUCGCCAGCACGCUGUCCAUGCCGAAAACGUGGCUCUCCACGAGGCGCUCGCCCGUCGUGACAGCAGAGUGGCAGAGUUGGAGCACGAGACGCGUGUGCUGGGACGUAAACUCAAGAACACGGUCGACGAGAUGAGCGACCAGGUGGUCGACCUGCAGGAGGAGGUUGGGCAGCUCAAGCGUGCCGCUGCGGAAAGGGCGCGUGAGAUGUAG